UACACUUCUUCCUCACCGCCCUCACUUCCCUCAUCCCCAUCUCUUUCACCACCUCUGUCCUUCCCUCCCUCUCCACCACCUCCUCCACCCCCACAUCCCUCACCAACCUUUUAAACCUCCAUCCACUCCAUCAUCAAGUAUAUAUAAACACCUCCCCCUUCUUCUCAUCUUUCUCAUCGAGAAACCAUCAAAGUCUCUGUGAAACCCUAAAAUGCUCUUUGCAUUCAUUCUUUAUCAUGAAUGGCUAACAUGCAGAUGGCCGUGGUUGAGACCUUCGAGUUCCAAGCCGAGAUCAACCAGCUCCUCAGCCUCAUUAUCAACACAUUUUACUCCAACAAGGAGAUCUUCUUGCGAGAGCUCAUCAGAAUUCAUCGGAUAUAUGCUUUGGACAAGAUUCGGUAUGAGAGUUUGACAGAUAAGAGCAAGCUUGAUCCGCAUCUGGAGUUGUUCAUUAGGCUUGUGCCGGAUAAGGUUAACAAGACGAUGUCCAUCAUUGAUAGGGGCAUUGGCAUGACUAAGGCUGAUGUGUGCUAUGUUCAUCUGAUUAUCUUGGUGCUCCAUUAUUUAUCUAUUUUAAUUCAUAUGGACAAGGCUCCCUCCUUACAUAAUUCCAUGAAUAAGAGGUCAGGCUCUUGUAACUUUGUUACUCUUGCAAUUUUCCUCUCUAUGGCUUUCUUUGUUGGGAGCCCUUUUCUUGUUAGUGACUACAAAUAAAUAGAGAUGGGCACGGCCUGUCCGGUAACCCGGCCCGACCCGUGCCCGACCCGAAACCGGCCCGCCAGGUCACUGACCCCGCGGGCCUGUUCAUUGACCCGUAACCGGCUCGUACUGUAGACGGGACGGUUACGGGUUGGGCUUCUUCCAACCCGUGGCCCGCCGGGCCAGACCCAUAUUAGAACCGGGUUGCAACCUGGUUCCCAACCCGUCGAGUUGACCCGGCGGGUUGGGAGCCCGUUGAAGCCCAACGGCUAUGAUUUUUUCAAAAAUUAUAGCCAUUGGCCAUUAUUUAAUUUUUUAAAAAAAAAUUUUCA
Molecule: messenger RNA, 1031 nt
Organism: Dioscorea cayenensis subsp. rotundata (Guinea yam)
Lineage: Eukaryota; Viridiplantae; Streptophyta; Magnoliopsida; Dioscoreales; Dioscoreaceae
Product: heat shock protein 83-like
Exons: 3
Coding region: 241-714 (157 amino acids)
Biological process (GO): protein folding; protein stabilization; cellular response to heat
Cellular component (GO): plasma membrane; perinuclear region of cytoplasm; cytosol
Molecular function (GO): ATP hydrolysis activity; ATP-dependent protein folding chaperone; ATP binding
Source: RefSeq, a predicted model, not a curated record